UAUUUUUUCUUGCUUGCUCUUUGUCCCCCUGGAGUAAAAACAUCCCAGUAGGCAAUGAAACAGCCCAACACCAGAGUGUCGGUGCAGCAACAGCAAGCCUCCCUCCUAAUGACCGAAAGCAGCAAAGAUUAAGCGUGUUGUGACUGCUCAUUUCACCCCCAUGUGUGAUCAUCACUCUCCCCGCGACUCGACAGCCUCUUCGGAGUCCUCGCUAAGCCCUCUCCGGUCCUCUCGUUUCCUCGCCAAGUAAUCCCAGAAAACAAAAGCCGUGGCGGCCGCUCAAUGGUCGGAGAAUGGGGGCUGAACGACGGCGGGCAACUGUCAACUUCGUCCACCUCCCCGCCCCGCCCUCCCUCCACCCGCCCCCUGCCGCCUAGCGACAGCCACUGCCGCUGAUUGUAGCGCGGCGACCCGGGGGCGGAAGCAUCAAUCACAGCUCGCGCGUCAUUUCUAUUGGCUGAGAGGGCGCAAUGGCGGCAGGCAAUGUACGAGGGGGCGAGAUUUGUAGGCGUGUCGGUCUCGUCUGAAGACAUUUCACCCAUCGCUGGCGGAGUGAAUCAGUUAUUCGCUGACAACACGCUACUACGGGCUACCGGGCAGGGCGGACUUUUUUUUUUAAAAACACCCCCACCCCUUCCUUCGUCCACCAUUCGCACUCGUGCGCGCGCGCGCUGUCUUAUCUCUUGACACUGUGUGUGAGUGUGGAGGACAGUGUGGCAGUGUGACAGUGAGCCUGGCCGGACUCUCUCGUCCAUGUUCUCGUUUACCAUACGCGCCACUACGACUGUUACUACUGUCACCUGCUUACCUGUGAAGCAUCGAGUGUCGCCAGUGUUGGGUUUUCUCGUGCCAUGGCUGCUACCUUGUUGGGGGACACGCAAGCUUUUGGAGGGACGCCCUUGGCGAUGCUAGCGGCUCAGUGCAGUAAGAUCACCAGCAAGUCACCGCCACCCUUGGCUGAAGCCACGGUCGGUAAAGGUUUUCUCCCGUGGAAAAAGCAUCCAGGCGGAAGCUCAGCAGCGCCAGGGUCAACGUUCCACCUGUCCUCCCAGAGGGCCUCCGCAGCGCUGACGUCACCACUCUCUAUGCAGUCGAACGGUCUAACCGGCCACUACUCGCGAUCUUCUGGCGGCUCGUCCACGGGGUGCCCUACCACCUACAGCAGCAACGAACACUUUCUGUAUCCUACCACCACCACGGCCUCUCAGAACGACUACAACAUCUCGCAGGCUGCCUUCCUGCAGAAGAUGCACGGGGAAAGCUCGGGGCUGGCCGCCAACUCGCCGGCCGGCUUUGGUGGGAUGUACGGGCGGGUGCCGUCUGUGACAGGUCAUUACGAGUCAUGGCCGUUUCCAGGUAUGUCUGCAGCACACCCGCCCGGACCCCAGGGCCUCAAGACGCCUGCGGAGAUGAACGUGGCCAUGAACGGGGCGUCGUCGUGGUGGGAAGUGCAGACGGCAGCUGCGGCCCACAACGUCCACGGCGCCAGCGGCAACUGGCUGACGGAGUCGUCGCCCCUCCACCCGCAGAUCAACGUGUCCAGUUACGCCGAUUACAGCCCCCUCGGCCAUUCUCUGACCUCCAGCCCUGGCGCACUUCUCUCGCAAGGCCACCCGCUGCUGCAGGACACCUACAAGGGCAUCCUCCCCACGCAGCCGGAUCCCCUCUCCGCCUCCUCCGUCAGUCCUUUCUUGCCCCGCCCAGCCCUGGCCAGCCCCCGCUCCUCCCGUAGGUACACAGGUCGCGCCACAUGCGACUGUCCCAACUGCCACGAGGCUGACCUUGGACCAGCGGGAGAGCAUCUUCGGAAGCGCAACAUCCACAGCUGCCACAUUCCUGGUUGCGGCAAAGUGUACAACAAGACCUCUCACCUGAAGGCCCACCUGCGCUGGCACACCGGCGAGAGGCCGUUUGUCUGCAACUCUUUCUGCGGAAAGCGGUUUACGCGCUCGGACGAGCUCCAGCGCCACCUGCGGACUCACACAGGGGAGAAGCGGUUCGCGUGCCCUACGUGCAACAAGCGCUUCAUGCGCUCGGACCAUCUCUCGAAACACGUCAAGACGCACUCGCAAUGCGGCAAGAAGGACAACUCCUCCGGUAGCGAUUCGGAGAACAGCCAGGACAACACCAGCCUCAGCUCCCCUCCCCCCAGUGGGGGUGCAGGCAGUGGGCUGGGAGGUGGCAGCAGGCAGGGACUAUCCGGAAGUCAUGGCGCCAGCUCCCCACCCUUGGUGAAAGAAGAACCAAGAAUACGCUGAGGUAGAUAUGGGUUUCUUUCUUUCGUUUCUUGCAAGGGAUCAAAGGGCGCGGACCUUGACUUCAUCCCAUCAGCUGGGCGAGAUGACCUGCAAAGUACAUUUUAAAAAUGCUCUGCUCUUCACAGAUAACAGUUCUACAUGUUCACCGGAAGUCUCCAUUGAAUUUUGUGUUUAAAAAACUCACAUACACGUCACGUGAGUAUCUUGCUCUUGAUACUUUGCAACUUUGCUCAGACGCCAGCGAAGGACCUAAGAGAUGCACAGAAUAGUGCCUACAGGAUUUUGUGUUUCUUGUGUGACCGGACUCCUCGCCGGGAGAGUUUUCGCCCAGUGGUGAUGCACUGUUGAUGGACUGACUGUCAGACUCAGUACGCAGUGACAAACGUGCUGUUGACAACCUGCUGGGGAUGAGCAGGGGAGAUAAGGGAGGGAGGGCUGCCUGUAGUCAUCUGUUUUGCAAUGUACUUUAAGGGGGUUCUUAUUGGGUUAUUUUGUUCUGCAUGCCUCAUUUUUCGCCGAUCAUGCCACAACGGUGGCGUAGGCUGAUGAACAUGCCGCACGCAAACAUUAUCUUAUCUGGAUGAAGAUGCCCAGAAUAGGAAACCACGGAAGAGGGAUGAUAACAUGGUUUCGGGUUCAUUAUGGAGGGCUACACGAGAAUUUAAAGAUUUUUAUUUCUGAACGCUGCCGUGCUAUCUCUGUCUCCCCAUCCCCUCUCCCCACACCACCCACUUCCUUGCACUCUCGCUCUCACAUUAAAAAUGUCCCUUUAUUGAAGUUUGUAGCGUUUUCUUGAUCAUAUCGACAGGGGACUCUCAUUAAGAGGUGAUGGUAUUGAGUUCAGCUGUGGAAAUCAGAGCUUCCUGAGUCGUGGCCCACAGCCAGACACAGACACAUUGCGUCAUUAACGCCAACACUAGAAGUCAUCAAAGGCCUUUGAAGAAUCCAGUUUUCCUCCCUCAAUCUUUUGUUUCGUUUGCAAGCCACACUGCAGAGGGCGAAGUGAAACAUUCGUGCAUUUCUCGGCAUAAUAUUCAAGAACAUUUCACAUUUUUAAAAACUAAAAAUACUAACAUUUAUGCAUGCUUAGCUCCGUUUAAAGAAUUGUAACCGUGUUCUACAAAUAAUUUUAAUCAACAUUUAAAAAAUGGGGAUUAUUUUCAUUUUUGCGUUAGCAGUGUGUGCACUGUUGCCAUAUGGUAGACACAAUUCCUUUUAAGAGAUUGUUAUUUAUUGAAAUUAAAUAUUUUUAAAAGUAAAAGCAGUUUUGCUUAUGCUUCUGAAGAUAUGAAGAGAUUUUAAUUGUUUAAUUUAAUUGGACGGCGAAAAUCAAAUAAAUCUGAAUAUUAAAAACUUAUAUCGUGUUCUAGAAAGCAUCAAAGUGACGGGAUGUUGGUGUCACUAAAGAAAAAAUAAUUUGAAUAAUGAGAGUGUUUAAACGAUAAUUAAUUAGGACGGUUGGUUGGCAAAAUGCUUUGUUGGGACUGUAGAGAGAUGGUGGUGUGAGGUGAAUAAAUGUCCUGGACGGGACCACUACCCACCCCACUCCCCCACUACCCCCCACUCCGUGUGUACGUCAGCCUGCACGCGACAUCUGCAUUCGUUUGCAUACUCGGUAUGAACUGUAAUGUGUAUGGGGGAUGUGUGGGAGGAGAGUACAGUAUCGUGAACAUUUAUUUAUUAUAUAAAACUAUGAACAUGUCUGAAAAUAAAGAAAAUAAAUCGCCUUCAAAAUAAAUAAAUAAAUAGCCCCUUUACCUUUGAUCUCUUUCUUUCGUUGCAGUAGCUUUAUAAUUUUGUGUUUUUUUUUUUUGGAAUGUACAGUAAAAUGCGGGUACCAACUGCGAAACAUUUAAUUUUCGUUCUGAUAAGCUCUUCCCAGAAUAAUAAAGUGUUACGAAUGUAUGUAAACACUUAAAUAUGGUUUGUCAACCGUGGGACAAGUUUAAACUAUUCAAGUUUUCAUGGCACAGUGUACUUAAACAGGUGAAUAGCAACUAAUUAUAUAGCGAGUGAAUCUGAA
Molecule: messenger RNA, 4281 nt
Organism: Pomacea canaliculata
Lineage: Eukaryota; Metazoa; Mollusca; Gastropoda; Architaenioglossa; Ampullariidae
Product: transcription factor Sp9-like
Biological process (GO): regulation of transcription by RNA polymerase II
Molecular function (GO): DNA-binding transcription factor activity, RNA polymerase II-specific; RNA polymerase II cis-regulatory region sequence-specific DNA binding
Source: RefSeq, a predicted model, not a curated record